Dacryopinax primogenitus is the source of this 234-nucleotide messenger RNA. Its product is annotated as like-Sm ribonucleoprotein. The record is from RefSeq and is a predicted model, not a curated record. NCBI's taxonomy places the organism in Eukaryota, Fungi, Basidiomycota, Dacrymycetes, Dacrymycetales, Dacrymycetaceae. The transcript has 3 exons. The coding region runs from base 1 to 234 and encodes 77 amino acids. Gene Ontology annotation, molecular function: RNA binding. Gene Ontology annotation, biological process: mRNA splicing, via spliceosome; spliceosomal snRNP assembly. Gene Ontology annotation, cellular component: SMN-Sm protein complex; spliceosomal tri-snRNP complex; P granule.
AUGUCAAGAGCAUCCCAGCCCGAGCUCAAAAAGUUUAUGGACAAGCGGCUGUUUGUCUACAUCCAAGGCGGAAGGAGGGUCUCGGGAGUCCUCCGGGGAUAUGACAUCUUCCUCAACUUGGUGGUCGAUGAUGCCGUCGAGGAAUCAGGGACAUCCGGCAAGAAACAUAUUGGCCAGGUGGUUAUCCGAGGCAACAGCGUCACCUCGAUGGAGGUACUGGAGGCAAUACGGUAG